GAAAAGGAACUCGCGUGCAGUGUUUAUGGCCCUCCGGUUUUCCAACCCGGAAAUGGCAUGCGCUAGGAAUUGACAGCACUCCCGAAGAUGGCGGGGGUGUUUGAGGUGGAGGUUGAUGGUGUAGAACACGAUCAUGGACUUGGACACCACGAUGAACCAAAUCAGGUCGACCUAUCCCAUCUGUCACCGGAGGAGAAGUGGAGGUUGGAGCAUGCCAGGAUGCAUGUGAAACACAAGGGCCAUGAGGCCAUGCACGCUGAGAUGGUGCUUAUCCUCAUUGUCACCCUGGUCAUCGCCCAGCUGGUCCUUGUGCAAUGGAAACAGAGGCACCCCAAGUCCUACAAUCUGGUGACUCUGUUCCAGAUGUGGGUGGUUCCUCUGUACUUCACCACCAAGCUUCACUGGUGGAGGUUUCUGGUCACGUGGUUCAUCUUCUCUGUGGUCACUGCAUACGUUACCUACCGGGCCACACGCAAGCACCUGGAGUGCACCACGCCCAGGCUGGUCUACAAAUGGUUCCUCCUCCUCUACAAGAUCAGCUAUGCUACAGGGAUAGUGGGCUACACUGUCGUCAUGUUUACACUGUUUGGCAUCAACUUGAUAUUUAGAAUCAAGCCAGAGGACGCAAUGGAUUUUGGCGUGUCCUUACUGUUCUAUGGCCUGUACUAUGGCGUCCUGGGUAGGGACUUUGCCGAAAUGUGUGCAGACUUCAUGGCAUCGACAGUGGGGUUCUAUAGUGCGUCUGGAAUGCCCACCAAGCACCUCUCAGACAGUAUCUGCGCUGUGUGUGGCCAGCCCAUACUGGUUGAUGUCAGCGACGAGGGAAUCAUCGAGAACACAUACAGACUAUCCUGCAACCAUGUAUUCCAUGAAUUCUGCAUACGAGGAUGGUGCAUCGUGGGAAAGAAGCAGAUAUGCCCGUACUGCAAAGAGAAGGUGGACCUGAAAAGGAUGUUCAGUAACCCCUGGGAGAGGCCACAUGUCAUGUAUGGACAACUCCUGGACUGGCUCCGCUACCUUGUCGCUUGGCAACCAGUAAUCAUUGGACUUGUGCAAGGCAUCAACUACAUCCUGGGGCUGGAGUGACCUGGGAGAGUGGGGAAGGACACACAAGCCAUAUGGAGAUGGUAGAUAAUGCACUGGCCUGACUAGUAGGCCUCACCAUGGACUUAUAAGAACAUCUAUUAUAAACUGUGUCUGUACAUGUACUAUUUGUAUAUAUGUAUAGGCACAUAGUAUCUGUAUUUUAGAUGUUUUAGAAUUUGACUAGUAACCUGGGUUUGGAUAUCCUUUUUAUUGUAUUUUUGUUUAGUCAAUCAAAACGUUUUAAACAAAUGCAGUGUACAUUUCAUUGCUUAGUAAAAUGGUCCUCAGUUUUUGGAAAUGCUUUUCAAAAGUAAUUUGUCUUAACUUUUGGUUUCUACGGUAAUGAGUGGCUGACACGGCCCAGAUACGUGAGUGGAGCGUUGUAGAAUGCCAGUCUUCGUUUUUUGUGUGUUAAAUCUGUACCUUUUGUUAGUGGAGGUCCUGGUUGAAUGUGGCUGCUUGGGGUGAGGGUUUCUAGUCUCUCAGGAGCACUGGGCUCAAGACAGUGUGUCCUAUCCUACUACAGACUUCAUCUCUUUUAAGAGGGGAACUACAAUAUGUCCCCCUCACGCCUCCCUCAGACGGCUGCUCGUGUCUGUGUUCAGCCCAGAUGACUCUCAAGGAAUAGGUACCGUAAAAGACUAUGCAAAAAGGUGAAUAUAAUUUGAUCAUUUUGGUUGUCUAUUUACUUUUUUGUCAUGUUUUUGUUCUUUUGAUUGUCUGUUAUUAAACGUGACACAGUCAAGAUCAGGUGUAGACAUUACUUAAUUCAGACCAGAUCCACUAGUAUAGACCCUUCAUGACCUGGGGGAUUUUGUGUAUCAUUUCCAGAAUAUUAUACUUCCUGUUCCGUUAAGAUGCAGUAUAGUUCUCGUCAUAUGAAGAAACAUACCAGACUGAUGCCAGUCAUGCCACCCUGGACUAGGAUUGAGUGUGGCCAUUGAAAUAUGACGUUCUUCUUUUAGACUGCUCUUGUGAAGAAUACAGGUAAGCAGUGAAAGUAUGUGUAUUUCACCACAAUAUUUCACAUUUCUUAUGAUUCAUAUCCAUGUGCUAAAUGAGUCGCACUUAAGUCAUAUGGUAGAGGGUAUAUUACACUUGAGAAAUGUGACCUGCAUAUAUCAAAGUAACAUUUGAGGUCAAAAUGUCUAACUAAUUUAAUCUUGAUUGUGUCUGACAUAAAUAUGCUAAAUAACUUGAUAGGGAAUUUCCUUGUGUGUUCUUGGUCAGCGUGGGUGAGUUAAGAGGAAGUAACUGUGCAUAUAUAGUAAGUAAAUGAGACGGUGUUGUUACAACUAGCUUUGUUGACCAACUCGCACAGUAGUCGGACAGAAGCAAGUAUGCAGUUGACGAUUCUUCUCCUAGGUUCCACAGAGGUGCCAUCUCCCAGAAUCCUCCAGCCCCAUAGGUCCAAAAUAAGAGCUGUUCCAGGAGAGCAGUUGAUUAUUGAAUGUAAAGCAGACCCAGGCCUUCCUGAUGACUUUACCCAUGUCUACUGGCUGGUCAACAGAACCUUCCCAGAGGUAGCCUUCACUGAUGGCAGAGUAUCAGAAACAGAGGAAUCAGUAUCAGAGGACGGCAGGGUGAUCCAGAGGAGUCUGGUGUUAAAGAACGUGACUGCAGAGGAUUUUAAGUCCACUUUCACCUGUGUAAUAAGUAGCCUAGCUGGGCUUGACCGAAGGACUGUCACACUGAUGCCCAAUCACAAGGCUAGUUUUCCCUCACUACCUCACGUCCUCUCCCUUCGUCCUUCACUCACUCCCAACUCAAAAUACCAGGGGAGACCGAGAAAGGAAUUGAAGAAGAAACCUAGAAAAAAGGAUCAGGGGAAAAAAGAAAAAAAACACGCUAGCAAGCAAUGAGGUUAGAUGGAUUGUCUUAGUCCAGUACUUAACCCUUGUGUGGGUUAAUGAUACAAUGAGGUUAGAUGGAUUGUCUUAGUCCAGUACUUAACCCUUGUGUGGGUUAAUGAUACAAUGUCAUUGUUUUUUUCAACCUGUUCUUGGCUCAUUUUCUAUGAACAACAUGUAAAAUAACACUUUCAUUGAGUGCACACUGCACCCCCCUACACAUUUAUAUGACAUAUGUGGUGUUCGAAACACUGGACCCGAGGGUAAUAAAAGUGCCUGUCUCCCU
This is a messenger RNA of Oncorhynchus kisutch (coho salmon), 3222 nucleotides long. Its product is annotated as RING finger protein 121. The coding region runs from base 88 to 1086 and encodes 332 amino acids. The record is from RefSeq and is a predicted model, not a curated record. Gene Ontology annotation, molecular function: ubiquitin protein ligase activity; metal ion binding. Lineage: Eukaryota; Metazoa; Chordata; Actinopteri; Salmoniformes; Salmonidae. Gene Ontology annotation, biological process: ERAD pathway. The transcript has 12 exons. Gene Ontology annotation, cellular component: endoplasmic reticulum membrane; Golgi membrane.